Linum trigynum is the source of this 1940-nucleotide messenger RNA. NCBI's taxonomy places the organism in Eukaryota, Viridiplantae, Streptophyta, Magnoliopsida, Malpighiales, Linaceae. The record is from the annotation of a GenBank genome assembly.
CAUGUCUGAUAAAUGUCUCCCCAGUAUUUUAUCAUCUCAAUUCUCAAGGGGCCAAGAAUGGGUUAGGAAAUGAAUACAUAAUCAAAGAAUUGGGAAUAACAAUAUGCCCUUUUGCCUCUUGAAAAAGCAUGUGAUAAAAAGUCUCGAAAUGGAACAAAUUCAAUCCCUUGUUUCAUGGGGAAUCAUAUUCCAUUCACCAAUUUCUUAUGGUUUUAUUGGCUUGUUGUUGCCCUCAAUCACUGCUUCUGUUUGGAAAGAGCACCAACCCAUGAAAAGGGCAAGUCCUCAUAAAUAUACUCCAUAGUCUUUCAUUCUUCAGCCUUAGUUUUGCCUUUUCUUCUACUUCAACUUCUGUCUUCUACUUCAGUUUGGUUCUUCAGCUCUUGAGAGGUUUAAAAGAUGCAUGACUGGGCAGCACCUCUAAUAGCAGCAGCUUUGUUUGCAUUCCUGCAACCUGGAUUGCUGCUUCAGAUCCCUGGGAAGCAUAGGCCAGUGGAUUUCUUGAACAUGAAGACAAGUUUCCCUUCCAUGUUUGUUCACUGGCUCAUCUAUGGUCUGCUGCUCAUCUUGUUCCUUGUUGUUCUCAAUGCUCACCUCUAUGCCUAAGAUAGUAGUAAUAGUGGUAGUAGUCAUAUAGAGAAGAAGAUGUUCCAGCUCCCCUUGAUUUUGUUGAAGGAUUUUGGAUUCUUGUAUUGGUGUUAUUUCUUUGCUCUUUAUGCCUUGUAAGUUUAUGUCCCGUAACUCUUGUCAAGCAUAUGGAACAAUCUUUUACGGAGUAGAUUUGUAGACUAGCGAUACUCGAGAGACUCUUGAAAAUAUGUGUUUGAAUGGAUUCGAUCCAAGUUCAAUUCUCAUAAUUCUUAUAUAGCAUAGAGUUCCAUUGAUGGAACAAUUGACAAUCUUUUACAUGCUCAAAUGAACUGAUCAUUCAUCGAGCUUUUUAAUUAGAAUUCAAACAUUGAUUGAUUUGGUUUUGGUUGUCAAACUUGAUCAUAUCCGUCCUCUCCUUCUUACUUAGUGUGGGAGUGCAUCGAUCUAACUUUAAUUCUCUUAACUUCCUAGCAUAAAAUCCUAUACUAUAGGAUUGAAAUGAAUUGAUACCAUAAUUGGUAAAGAUUGAAACAAUUAUCUCAACAACCACCAAAUGUACACACUUCACACUAUGUUCAAGAGUUACAAUCCAGAGCAUCAUUCCUUUUAACUUACAAUUCUCAAUUCUGGUAUACAAACAAAAACUUUGACUUGCACCAAACGAAAAGAAAACACAUCAGAAAAUGCCAAUGAGUAAAAGGGGUUUCUAUCUUCCCCAUUUCAGUCUGUAAUGAAUGAAGCCAAAACAACAUUAAUGAGAAGGUUUUAGCUUAAUCAAGUGAUUAAGCACCUACAUACAUAUGGAUACUAGCAGCCAGCAAGAAAAUGCACAUAAAACAGAAGUAAAGAACGGCAUGAACCAGAACUGAAGCCCCACUGGUCUGGAAGUUGCUGAACUCCACGUAUCUGGCAUUGCCAGGGAGCUGGAUCAGCAAGCCUGGUGUUAGGAUUAUGAACAGCAUCACUGCAAUGAACACUGGCCCCCAGUCUAUCAUUUUUUCCAUUCCCUUUGCCUUUCCUUUUGUAGAAUUUUCUUGUGUCCUUCUUCUUCUGGUAUUGAGUUUCCCUCUGUUCACUUUCUCUAGGAUGAAGUUAUGUGGGGGUUUAUAAAUGGGUUGAGAAAGUUUGGUUUAUUAGAGGAUGAUGAUGAGACUCAUAAGAGAUGAGACAAAGAUUGAAGGUUAGGGAAAGGGAAAGGGAAAGGGAAAGGGGAAAAGAGGAAAGAAAGGUGAGGGUAUCAAGCAAUUGUGUUUCAUACUUUUUUUCUGUACCACCUUAUGAAAUGCUCAAAAGCACAUGCACUACUAUGGGUCCAAACUUCAUAAUGUUAAUGAAAUGCUGAUAAAGAU